Messenger RNA from Physella acuta, 6547 nucleotides. RefSeq lists its product as uncharacterized. Gene Ontology annotation, biological process: tRNA pseudouridine synthesis; mRNA pseudouridine synthesis. The record is from RefSeq and is a predicted model, not a curated record. NCBI's taxonomy places the organism in Eukaryota, Metazoa, Mollusca, Gastropoda, Physidae. Gene Ontology annotation, cellular component: cytoplasm; nucleus. Gene Ontology annotation, molecular function: pseudouridine synthase activity; RNA binding.
UCUCCCCUUGACUGGGUAAUUCCCCCCUGUUUACACAAUAACUGUAAAACAAGUCAAUCAUCACCCUGAAGGGUGUCAGUGUUACAUGUGUCUUUUACACACAGAUAAACUAAAACAAAGAGGCCGGUCUGUAGAUACCAGAUAAACACCUGGUCUAUUUCCACACACAGCUGUUUGAAUGCCACCCAAUCUACCUCUGGGUAUGACCUGAUUAGUCUUAACGAUGGUUCUGAUAAUAAUGAGUGAUACUUGCUUUCUUGUGGACUUGGGAAUGAGAUCACCUGUUGUGUAUUCUAAGUGUUAUAGUGAUAUAGAUUUGAAGAAUUACUUCUUGAGUGUGCAUUAUUAAAUGGCUUUUUAAAGUAUAAAAAAAAUGUUAUAUUCCCAGGAACAUGUAAGUUUCUGUUUGCAAGGAUUGUUAAUAAUUUAAAAAUAACCCAAACUAUGGAUAGUAACAAAGCUAAGAAAACAUCAUGAUCAUAACUAACUUGGUAAACAAUUUAUAUACCGAAAAGCAUUUGAUUUCUGUGAUUUUGAUGAAAGAUGGACUAACCUUUUAAAACUUCAAUGCAAGAAAUAAUUCAAACAUUGGCCAUGGACUGUAAUCAUUGGAUGGCUUGUUAUAGUUUGAUAUUUUUUUAAAGCUGUUCUGUGAUUUUAGCAAAGCAUUUUUUGUUUCGUGGAUGUGAUAAGAAACUAAAAUCAGUUUUUAAAAAACCUGUGUGCAGUGAUGACUGUUUCCCCUCUGACUAACAUUAAUCUAUUUUGAGUUGUGUAGUAUUUUUGUGCAAUGAGCUUGAAGUAAAUGUGUCUCCAGUUGUAGACUUACCUUGUUGAUACUAAUUGUACUUAUCAAAACGGGCUUUCUCAAACAUGGCUGAGGUGAAAGUUGAGAUAUUAAAUGGUGAUGCUGCGCCUUCUAGUACAGCAGCAAAUGGCUCAAGUGUGGUCAAUACUAAAAAGUUCAAAGGUGUUAAAGUAUGCUGUGGUGAGCUUCGGAAAUACCUCUAUGGUGUGGAGAUAUACAGACAGGCCAGUAUGCUGCGUAAAGGAAGGGAGGUGCAUAAGAUCUAUGUGGAUGUUCAUAAAGGAGUCAGUUUCUUGGAUGAUAGGUUCACACUGACAGAGUUUGGGAAGAUGGUGUUGGAAAAUGGUAGUGUGCGCGCAGGCAGAGCUAGAAAUGUGCGCCAAAUUGUUGUUGCAAGGGAGACAUUGUAUUGUAGCGGCACAGGAGGAUGCAAGCGGGCGUGUGGUGGAUAUGGCUCUUGUAUUUCAGGGUGUGAUAAAAUCAAAGUCCGUGGCCACAAGUGUAGCUUCAGAGUCAAGCUGACGAUGCGCUUGGGAUUCGUUGAUCACUGGUUUGUUGAAAUACUUGGAAGCCAUAACUGUUACAUCGAAGAUGGGGAUCCCCCUAAUGACAUGGACAAAAUGUUGGCUGAUUAUGAGAAUAAAAGCAGCGAUGGCGAGGAGGGUAGCUUUAGUCCUUUGAUGCGAGCCUCGCCUCUUGCGGAUACAAACUCUAUGAUGUCGGUCAGCCAAAACGGUGCCUCUUUUGUCACGUCCAGCUCCUCCCCUCCACACUCAAUUUUACUCUCCCAGGCCCACUGUCCCCUCAAUGUUCCCUUGUUCCCUGAGUCCUACCUGAUGACCGUGGCCAGGAACGCUGCUGCUGCCGUUGCCAUGUCCAAUGGAAAUGGCCUGGCCAGGGGCCAGCCUUCACCCCUAAGUCUUUCCAUCAAGCACGACCGAUCACCUUCUGACCUCAUGGUACCAGAAAUUAUGAAUGGUCUUCUUCCACCUUCUAUCAUUCCAAGAUUUGGAGUCAUUCCGUCGUCUUCCUCUCCUCCCACUGGUGAUAACGGCCACAGCCCUAACACCCCUGUCACGGACGUCAUGGACCUGUCGACACCCAAGAUAAAAGAAGAGAACGGCCCCAGAGAUUUGUCUUUCUGCCCCACAACAUCAGCACCUGAAACUAACUACUCAACUGGUCUUUCCAGGAACGGGCACAGCUCUCUUGACAAAACAUCAUUUUUCCUUGGUGGGAAACACCUCUCAGACCAUCUCUUGAAUAAGAUAAACAAAAACAGAAGUCAGUUCUCCAACAUUCCAGAUUCUUCUGAAGGUUCCACCUCAGGCUCACCCAAGUGUAACUUCAACUCCAUUCCAUCGUCCGCGUCUCCUAAAAGCUCGCUCAUGUUUCCAUCUCAAAAGCCUCCCACCAGCCGGUACAUUAAAGGUAAUUUCAGAAGCCUAAAGCCAUUCCAGCUCCCUCAUCAAACUGCUUCGACAACAGACAAUACCAUCACAGCCUACCCUGGGGCUGGCUCCCCAUCCGCUGAUGUGAAAGUUAAGACGGAAGUAACAGAAAAUGAAGAAGUGCACGUUGAAGAUAAUCUAGACAAGGAUCUUGUGAACAGAGUGCAACAGUUGGAAGCUCAUGUCACACAGCUCAGGAACAUCGUCCUCAAACAGGAUGGCUCCAAAACUGAAGGCCAAGGACGACGCAAACAGCAGAGAGAAUUUGAUUUCACAAGAUACAAUACACGUCACAUAGCUUUAAAAAUUGCCUACCUGGGCUGGGAUUACAAUGGAUUUGUUGUUCAGGAAGAUACAGAUAAAACAAUUGAGUCUGCCUUAUUUGAAGCUUUGUUGAAAACUCGACUCAUAGAAUCUAGGGAGACGUCGAGUUACCACCGUUGUGGCCGUACAGACAAAGGUGUUAGUGCUUUGGGACAGGUAAUAUCCCUGGAUGUGAGGACCAACCUUCUCUCUGGUGUUGGGGUCAAAGUUCGUGAAGGUGGAACUGCUGACACUAGGCCAGGUGACCACAGUACAGAGAUUCGUUUUGUCUACAUAUUGAAUAAAGUAUUGCCACCAGAAAUCAGGGUCUUGGCCUGGGCUCCGGUAGAUCCUGCUUUUAGUGCCAGAUUCAGCUGUAAAAAGCGUACCUACAAGUAUUAUUUUCCCAAGGGGAAUCUUGAUAUUCAGAAAAUGAACGAGGCAGCCACUAAAUUGAUUGGCGAGCAUGACUUCAGGAAUCUUUGUAAAAUGGAUGUUGGCAAUGGCGUGGUCAACUUUACAAGGAAGAUUCUUAGAGCAGAUGUCACAGUAUUAAAGGAAUUAGAGCAUGGUUACACCAUGUGUGAGUUAACAGUUGUUGGUCAAGCUUUUCUGUGGCAUCAGAUCAGGUGUAUUGUUUCAGUUCUCUUCUUGAUUGGUCAGGGCAAGGAAGAUGUUACUAUACUGGGAGAACUCCUGAAUGUUGAGAAGAACCCGCGCAAGCCACAGUACACCAUGGCAUCAGAACUGCCUCUGGUGUUGUUUGAUUGUGACUUUGGUGAUGAUUUGGAAUGGAUCUUUGAAGCAGAUUGGCAUGAGGAUAAUAUUCGCCAUUUGCAACAGAUGUGGGCGCAGCACACCAUAAAGGCUACGAUGAUUAAAAGAAUGCUUGAGGAACUGGAUGUGGCUAAGGUGGAAACAGAGUCAGACAUCGCCCCAUGGAAUGAAUUAAGUGCGCCUCUACUUCAGCAGUCUGAGUGGAUGAUACCUGGCAACAAGCCACGGGUUUAUAAGCCACUGUUCAAAAGGCAGAUGUGUGAAAGCCUUGAAGAACGUGUAGAGUACUAUGCCAAGAGAAGAAAAUUGAUGGAUAAGGAUUCAAAUGAAACAAAUGAGCAAGACAAUGCUGAGCCGUCUUGAUGCUAGUGUAGAAAACUGACACCAUCUUCUAAAUUUCCACGCAACAAGAAGCCUGGGAAAAUCAACUGCCUUGUAGUAUCUGGUAUAUUUAAAAUCUUGAUUUAUCUACAAUUAGCUGUUUGAUAGUUAUGGCAUCUUGAUUUUUUUACACAAUGGUAAAAUGAAAGAUUUUAAAAUUCUUAAAAUGUUGUUGUACAGUUUUAACAAGUUGUGUUGGCACACAUCUUUAAAAAAAAAAAGAAAUUAUUUUUAAAAAUGUGUAAUUUAGAAGGCACUUAAAGAUACUUUUUUAGUAUUUUGCCAUGCAUUAAAUAACUUAUUUCCUUUGUGAAGGAAUAUUUGUGUAUCAUUGUUGACACUGGUCUCAGGGGCUGUUCAGCAUUUGGGAUCCUACAUUUUUUGAUGCUUUGUUGACUUCAAUUUCUCACUUUAAAAGUAUUUAUUCUGUAGAUAAUCAUGCUGCUUAAUGUUAAAUUCAUAUAUUUAUUUAACUAUUUAAAGUAUUGUUCACCUAUUUACUAAAAUGUUUAUUAAAUAAUGUUUAAUAUUUUCAAGAAAGAUAACUCACUCAUUCCCAGUUUAACAUUUCAACUGUUUUAUCCUAUAUUUGUACACUUGCAUCUGCACACUUUGAAAUAAUCUCCUUAAUGUUAAUGGUUAUGUUUUGGAUUUAUUUUACAAUAAAUUUGUCCCUGUAACAGGGUUAUAUGCUAGUCACUGACUUUACUCAUUUUAUUUUAUGCCAUUCUGUUAAUGCAAGCUUCUUUAUUUUAUGUUUCAAAUUUUCUUUUCAUAAAACAUUUCUUUUACGUAAGGGAAAUAAUUCUAGCACCUCUGUUGUCUUGUGCAUUUUAAGCUCUCAAAUGCCUUAAUUCUUACCUGCUUUUAAAAAUAUCCAAUUCAGUUUUUGUUAUUAUAGGUAAAUUUAUCUAUCACCAGUUUCUAUUUCACACUAGGAACUUUGUAGAAAAUAAUAUACAAUGACAUUGUAGUUAAUAGAUACAGAAAAGGAAAAUUAUAAUUUUGGUAUUUGACAGCAAAAUUUUUUUGUUUUGUUACUUAACCUAGCCAAUACAUAAUGUAAAAUAGACUUUGGUCAUUCACUCAAACAGUAUUGGCACGAUUGAAUACAAGAACCUGUGAGCCCACCCUUGUUAUAAAAAUGUCAUUUUAUCCUGUUUGUACCAUGUGGGGGAGUAGUUUGCAGUAUCAUUUUACUAAAGGCCUUGUAGUUUACACACUUUUUUUUUGUUCUAUUUUUUUAUUUGUCAAUUUUAAAAAUGCUAUUAUUUCUACUAGUCUUAGAAUUAAGUUCACUUAAUGUAGUUUUUAAAAAAAAAAAAAGGAUUGUCUAUAACAUGGUAACUUAAUUAGCAAAUAGCAUGCUUGAAAAGUUCUUUUGUGAACCAGGAAAUAUGUUAAUAGUUGCAUUAGUGUUACUUAUGAAAUUUUUAACUUUUUGUUUUUGCAUUUGUAAAUAAAACAGUGUCACUUUUAAUAUAAUGCUUUUGAUUUUUCAAAUAAUUUUUUAAAAAGUUUACAUUAUUUUAUAGGAAAUUCUUUCAGACUUUAUAAAUGAACUAUAUAUUAUUAGAAUAUAAGGCUAACUUUCUUAGUUCCAAACCAACUUCUCCAACAGUUGCAAUUAUGGUUUUUCAGACACAAUUGUUUUAUCUGUGGAGGGUCAUUGUAGGUGAAUGAAGGUUUUUUUAGGCCAGAUUUUUUUUCCUCUUGUUGUAAAAUGUUAUAAACAUUGUGGUUGACAAGCUCUAAAGGAGGAAACAUUUUCAUUCUUCCUCUAGUCUUCCUGUUGUUGCAACACAAUGCUCAGCUACUGAUAAGUUUGAUUUAUUGUUUUUUUAAUUAUCAUUGACUUGCCAGUUCAUGCCAUUCAGCAUUUUUGUAUAACAAUUUAUUUUAUGAAUAUUUUAACUUAAAAAUUAAUCGGUAAAAAAUGAUUAAUUGAGUUUAUUUAUUAAUAUUGUAAGCAAAAAGUAUUAUUUUAUGAAAUAGAAGUGUUUCAUUUUUCACUGCUGAAGGUGGAAAAAUGUUUAUGUAUUAAUUAGUCUAAUUUUGAAAACAAAAAGCCUUUGCACAGUUUGUAGAAGGUAUUUUCAGACUUGUGUAAUUUAAAAUAGCCUUCAAUACUUCAAUGUAGAUGUAUGGAAUUCUUGAGAACAUAAAAAUUGCACCCAUUUUUUGCACAUUAUCAUUAUUUCCAUAAGAAUGGGGUUGUCAUAUUUCAUUAACGUGACAAAUGGAAAGUUGACGAAUUGAUAUUACAACUUUCAUAUUGAAGAAUUUUAACACCUUUUUAAAACAUUCCAAACCAAAAUAGUUAGCUUGCGCUGCAUAUCAUGUUAUACAAAAAUAUUUAUGAUUGGACAUACUUAUCAAGUAAUUACAAAUACCUGUUUUUUUUGGUUAGCCAUAGGUAUAUUUUGUCUCCGUAAGAAAGUAUUAAGGAUGAAUAUGAUAUCAAUGUAAAUAAAAAGUGCCUGACUAUAGUUUUUUAUCACCUGUGGAAUUUACUCUCAUGUUACCAGUAUGUACAUUCCCCUCAUACAUUCUGUUUUACUGAUGGUUUUGAAUAUACAUCGACAUUGCUUUUGUGACUUUUCACACACCUACCCAACACCCCUUGUAGGUUUAUUUUUUUUAGAAACAAAAAUCUCAAAUUUUGCAGAUGGUGUAAAAAUUAAACAUUAUUGAAGCCAAAACAGAAGUCACAUCUGAUAUUUACAUAGUGAAGAACUCAGUUGAAUUUUGCAUUUAAAUAUAUUAAAAAAAGAAAAGUGAUCUGGAACAAUUCUAGUCAAAUUCUUGUCAAGUAAAUAAAUUAUUA